ACAAACUGCAGGUCCAUGGGGGGAAACCUGGCAUCUGUUCACAGCAUCGAUGAGUACCAUGAGAUCCAAACGCUGAUCAUGUCUGCCACUCAUGAACCAAAGAAGAUCUGGAUUGGAGGCUCUAAUGCCCAGGAGGACGAUGUUUGGUUGUGGAGUGAUGGCAGCACUUUCCGUUACACCAACUGGUGUUCCGGAGAGCCCAAUAAUCGCAGAAAAAGACAGCACUGCCUACAAAUGAACCAUUCAUCUGGAAAAUGCUGGGACGAUGUGGAAUGUUGGUCUGAAAGACCGUACAUCUGUGCCAAGAAAAUAUGAAGAUGACAAACGGUGCAGAUGUGCUGCUGCUUCAGAUAAUGUCUUUUAUUUCUUUAAAAUUGAAGUUUCACUUUAGUUUCUGGAAUAGAGGCGAAACUGGAUGUUCCUUCAUGUCUGAUGAUCAAAACGCUGAAAGCUAAAC
This is a messenger RNA of Oryzias melastigma (Indian medaka), 457 nucleotides long. RefSeq names its product ladderlectin-like. The record is from RefSeq and is a predicted model, not a curated record. The transcript has 3 exons. NCBI's taxonomy places the organism in Eukaryota, Metazoa, Chordata, Actinopteri, Beloniformes, Adrianichthyidae. The annotation marks the transcript as partial. Gene Ontology annotation, molecular function: signaling receptor activity.